Xiphias gladius (swordfish) is the source of this 1623-nucleotide messenger RNA. It is a transcript of the gene dph5, whose product is annotated as diphthamide biosynthesis 5. The transcript is spliced from 7 exons. The record is from RefSeq and is a predicted model, not a curated record. Lineage: Eukaryota; Metazoa; Chordata; Actinopteri; Istiophoriformes; Xiphiidae. The coding region runs from base 507 to 1385 and encodes 292 amino acids. Gene Ontology annotation, molecular function: diphthine synthase activity. Gene Ontology annotation, biological process: protein histidyl modification to diphthamide.
UAUUCCUGGAGUAACCUCACAGUUUAGGCAGGACAGUUUAUCUCGUAUUUCAUGGAACGGCAAACCUGCCUCCACUCAUAAACUUGGUAUUUUUUGUCUUUUUAUGUCUUUUAUCGGUUUUGAAAAGUCUGCUCAAACUGUGACUCCUUCCUGCCUGAAACACCGGGAGAGUCUCUGUAGUUCGGCACAGGUCAAAUCCACUAAGCACGUUAUUUGCCGCUGGAUUUACCUGUCACGGAAUUUGUUUUCUCAACGUGGAGGGCGGCGGUAGAGGAAGGCAAGCGUCGGGUUAACGUUGCUCUAAAUGUGUUUAAUCUGGCGGAACACACGUCGAGAAAAGAGCAGAACGUAUCGCGGCUGUAGCUGUCGUGAACUGGAAACAUUUUACGGCAAGCCGUAUUCCAGUCAGUCCACCCAGACUACACGUGAAUGUAGAAAAACAGUAAGUUAAAGGCGUGAAUCGCGGUUUUCAUCAAGCGGUUCCAGAGUAGCGGCAGCCCGGCAGGAUGCUGUAUCUGAUCGGCCUGGGGCUGGGGGACGCCGCGGACAUCACGGUGAAAGGUCUGCAGGCGGUGAGGAACUGCUCCAGGGUUUACCUGGAGGCCUACACCUCCGUCCUGACCGUGGGGAGGGAGGCUCUGGAGGAGUACUAUGGGAAGCAGCUGAUCCUGGCAGACAGAGAUCUGGUUGAACAGGGGGCCGAUGAGAUCCUGAAGGAUGCUGAUGUUGAUGAUGUGGCGUUCCUUGUGGUAGGCGACCCGUUCGGAGCCACCACCCACAGUGACCUGGUCCUCAGAGCAGUGAAUGCUGGGAUACCGUACAAAGUCAUCCAUAACGCCUCCAUCAUGAACGCAGUGGGCUGCUGUGGUCUGCAGCUUUAUAAUUUCGGGGAGACGGUGUCGUUGGUGUUUUGGACGGAGACGUGGAGACCAGAGAGUUUCUACGACAAAAUCUGCAAAAACCGGGCAGCUGGAUUGCACACACUCUGUCUGCUGGAUAUCAAAGUCAAAGAGCAGAGCAUCGAGAACAUGAUGAGAGGGAAGAAGAUCUACGAGCCUCCUCGCUUCAUGACGGUCAGCCAGGCUGCAGAUCAGCUGAUUCAGAUCAUCCAGAGGAGGAGGAGGGAGGAGGCGGGCGAGGGGGAGGAGCUGGGUGUGACAGAGGACACGGUGUGUGUGGGCGUGGCCCGACUUGGCGCCGACGACCAGACAAUCCGUGUGGCGACAUUGCGUCAGCUGGUGUCAUGUGACCUCGGCGCUCCGCUCCACUCGCUGGUCGUCACCGGACGACUCCACCCGCUGGAGGUGGACAUGCUACGAGUGAACGCAGAACCAAACGCGCUGCAGCACCUGCACAUGAUCGACAGCUCCACGUACACCUCAUAAACAACCACACACACACACGUUGGUCUGUCUCUCAGUGAUAAAGACAUUCCCAGGACCCUGACCCUAAUCUAAAACUGGUUAUCACCUGAACCUGAAAACCAUGUCUCAACCUUCAAAUAGUGCUCUGAAGUCAUGAGGACUGGCCACCAUGACCCCACAGUGCAGAAAUGUCCUCACAGUGAUGGUUUAAAACGGACAUUGGUCCUCACAAAGAAAACAAUUCAACCCACACAGAACG